This is a messenger RNA of Cuscuta europaea, 1573 nucleotides long. NCBI's taxonomy places the organism in Eukaryota, Viridiplantae, Streptophyta, Magnoliopsida, Solanales, Convolvulaceae. The record is from the annotation of a GenBank genome assembly.
AAUAGAUACUCCGUAUUAGGCAUCUAAAUACAGUGUAUUAAAGAAAUAAAAGAAGAAAUAAAAGAAAACGCCGGCUGCGGAAGUGCGGAACAGAAGAGGGAAAGUAGGGAAGAAGCGGCAGGCAGCACCGCCUCUCCGCCAGCACCGCCACUCCGCCACUCCGCCAAGCUCUAGCAUGUCUCACCUCGGACGCCCGGUCACCUGCACUCCGCCACCCCCUUCGGCGAUUCGACCAAUCGGCCCUUCUCAAUUUUCACCUUCCCUUGUUACGCCGCGCAGGAGAUCUCUCGGAGGUGACAGAAUCCGUAUCAAGGAACUUGCUCGCGAAGGACAUUUGUGCUUCUGCACAGAAUAUAUUUGGCUGCUGUGUUCUGAAUACUGUGUGAUUUUGAUUGGGCCGAGAGGACUGAUUAGCCAUGGGAGAAAGAAAGGUUUUGAACAAGUACUACCCUCUGGAUUUCGAUCCGGCGAAGAUUCCACGCCGUAGGCAGCCGAAGAAUCAGCAUAUGAAGGUCCGGAUGAUGCUCCCAAUGAGUGUUAGGUGCAGUACUUGUGGCAAUUACAUAUACAAGGGCACCAAAUUCAACUCACGCAAAGAAGGCGCCCUGGGUGAGACCUAUUUGGGUAUACAAAUAUUCAGGUUCUACUUCAAGUGCACAAAGUGCUCUGCGGAGAUUGCAUACAAGACAGAUCCAAAAAAUUCCGAUUAUGUUGUUGAGUCAGGUGCAACCAGGAACUUUGAACCUUGGCGAGACCAAGAUGAGGUUUUGGAUAAGAGAAACAGAAAAGGGAGGCUGAAGAAAUGGGUGAUGCUAUGAAAUCUUUGGAAAAUAGGACCCUGGAUUCAAAAAGAGAAAAGGAUAUUCUCGCAGCUUUGGAUGAAAUGAAAUCCAUGAAGUCAAGGCAUGCAACUGUGAUUGUGGAUGCAAUGCUUGAUGUUCUGAGAGACUCUACCGAGGAAAAGGAAAGAAAAAAGGAGGAAGAAGAGGAAGCUCUUAUUAAAUACUUAUUCAAAGGAGAGAGAGAGAAGUUCAUAAAACUAAUCCGUGAUGAAGAUAUCGAAGAUGAGGACGAAGAUGAUGAGGAUAUAGAUGUAGUUAAACAUAAAAGUGGAGAAUCAUCAAUCAAUUUUCUUAAGAGAAAGCUGCCAGAAGAAAUAAGCAGUAAUCCUACAGAUGUCUUUGCAAAAUCCAUUGCCAGUGACGGAAAAGAUAAAGCAGUGAGAAAAGGGGAUUCCAGUAAAGAGAAUUAUUUUCAAAUCAUCAUCAGUUAAAGUGGCUAUUGUGAAGAAGCAGCAGCCAAGGGAGCCAACAAGCCUGAAAAGCAAUGUAUUAGGAUCAUUGUGUCAAGAAUAUGAAAGUGAUGAGGAUUAUUAGUUGGUCCUCUGCAACACUUUCUCAAAACCGGACCAGGAAUACCGGGUUAGGAAUAGACAUAAAUUCGGUUCAUCCCUACACUGCUACAAACUUUUGCCAUAAAUUAUUUUUCUUUGGCAAACAAGAAACAUAAUGUAAUCCCUUUGUUUAAAUUCUAAAUUGUGUACUCUCAAUGUGAAUUAGAAUUAUAAAUUUAA